Molecule: messenger RNA, 2086 nt
Organism: Pyrenophora tritici-repentis Pt-1C-BFP
Lineage: Eukaryota; Fungi; Ascomycota; Dothideomycetes; Pleosporales; Pleosporaceae
Product: Exo-beta-1,3-glucanase
Biological process (GO): cell wall organization
Cellular component (GO): fungal-type cell wall; extracellular region; cell surface
Molecular function (GO): glucan endo-1,3-beta-D-glucosidase activity
Source: RefSeq, a predicted model, not a curated record
ACUACGCAAGGCUUUCUUGUUACGCAUCGACAGCCUCGUUGACAAGUACCUUUGGCCUUUGUGCCCAGUCGUUCAUUAUCUAAUACCUAUACAACUUAAUACUACCCGCUUCACUCGUUCAGCGGAAGAGACCACUACAAACUUCACCUAAAUAACGUAAACUAGUUUCAACAUGAAGGCUGGUAUCGUCGCGGCGGCCCUUGUCGGGUCUGCCGUUGCUUCUCAGCAUAACCGCCACCAAGGCUUCCACAUGCGCCGUGGUGAACACGCAGCCGAGGAGGUCUGCACGGUCUACCACACCGUCUACGUAACUGGAUUGCCUCCUAUGGCUGCUAACAGCACCAUGGCUGUCCCGCCCACUGCACCGCAGACCUCGACUACUUGCACCGAGUCGUCCUCCGUCUACGUACCCGGCGUACCAGCUUCUACCGCUGGUGUACCUUCGCCUUCCACCCCGGCUGGUGUCACCUCGACUGCGCCUGGAGUUCCAGGAGUACCGGCCUCGUCCGCUCCUCCCAACUACCCAGCUGUUCCCGCGUCCUCCAAGCCCGCGGUUCCAGUAGUUUCAUCCUCAUUCGCUAUUCCUAGCUACCCAGUGGUUGACUACUCAACUCCCGCGGUCCCUGCUGUCCCGGCUUCGUCUACCUCCUGCACUGAGGAGGAGCACAAGCCCACUCCUGAGGCCCCCAAGCCCACCAGCUCAGGACCUGCCUACCCGGCUGUGCCAAUGUCUUCGAGCGCACCCCACCCAGCUGUCCCGGUUUCUACCAAGCCCGAGGUUCCAGCUGUCCCAGCUUCCUCCAAGCCUGUUGUGCCUGAGGUUCCGGCUCCCUCCAAGCCUGUGGUUCCCGGCGUCCCGGCUUCGUCCACUUCCUGCACUGAGGAGGAGCACAAGCCCACUCCUGAAGCCCCCAAGCCUACCCCCGAGGCUCCCAAGCCCACUCCUGAGGCCCCUAAGUCUACUGCUGAGGCUCCCAAGCCCACUCCCGAGGCCCCUAAGCCAACUCCCGAGACUCCCAAGCCCACUACUCCCGCCGCUCCUGUAGCUGAGUCUUCCAAGCCUGCAUACCCGGCUGUUCCUGUUGUCUCAUCAUCUGCGCCAGCACACCCUGUGGUUCCUAUCAGCCAGCUUCCAUCGUUCACUCCCGCUGUCCCCACCACCACUUCCAAGCCUGCCGCUGCUAAGCCCACCCCCAGCAGCUCCAAGCCUUCUGGAAACACACCCUCCAACGCCGGAAGCUACGGAAAGACCGGCCGCAUCGUGACCAACGGCGACAAGUGGUCCAUGACCUACACUCCCUACGCCAGCGACGGUCAAUGUAUGGCUCCAGAUGCUAUCCGCGCUGACAUCAAGAAGAUUGCUGGGCUUGGUUUCACCACCAUCCGCAUCUACGCCACUGACUGCGGUGUCUUUGAGCACGUCGUCCCUGCCUGCCAGGAACACGGCCUCAAGGUUAUCUACGGUGUCUUCCUCGAGGCUGGCGGCAAGGGUCCUUUCUCCGACCAUGCAAACGAGCAGGUCCAGGACAUCAUUGAACACGCCCCCAAGGACUCCAUUUCCAUGGUCAUUGUCGGAAACGAGGUCCUCUUCAACAAUAUCUGCAGCGCUGAGCAACUUGGUUCCUACAUCGACCACGUCCGCAACCAGUUCCGCUCAGCUGGCUUCCCCGAGGACAUUGCCUUCACCACCGCUGAGCCUGUCGGCACCUGGGAAGAGAAGGGUGCUGCUCUCUGCUCGCACAUUGAUGUCUUCGCCGCUCAGAUCCACCCCUUCUUCACUGCUAGCAUCGAAGCCUGCGAUGCCGGUGACUUUGUCGCCCAGCAGCUCGAACAGGCCGCCAAGGUCUGCCCCGAAGCCGCUGCUAACGGCAAGUUCGUCACCGAGACUGGCUGGCCUCACCAGGGUAACGCGAACGGCAAGGCCGUUGCAAGCCAGGAGCAGCAGAACAUUGCUAUCAAGAGCAUCAUUGAGAAGAUCGGUUCCUCGGUCUGCAUCCUCGGUAUGCACGAUGACGGAUGGAAACACCCCGGUGAAUUCGGUGUUGAGCAGUUCUGGGGCUGCGCCGCUGCUCUUGAGGCUAUGUGA